CCCCCGCGCGGGUUUUUGCCCUUCGGAGGGCGGCCAGAAGCCCGGCCGAAAGGCGGCUUCUCGGGGCAGAGCGCAUCGAGCGCCAUUGAUUUCCCUGCAUGAAGCGAGUGGCCCGACUGGAGAGACCGAAUGAGAGACUCUACGGGGGUGGGUAAUUCAGUGGUCCAUAAGCGGUCACCUUUGCACCGAAACCAAAAACCACCAAUAUCCUUGACCAAACUCUCCUCACGGGAUGGACAAAAAUCCAAAAAGCCAGUGUGCAAAUUUGAAGAAGGUCAAGAUGUCCUAGCUAGAUGGUCAGAUGGCUUGUUUUAUCUUGGAACUAUCAAAAAGAUAAACAAACUUAAGCAGAGCUGCUUCGUUAUAUUUGAAGACAGUUCCAAGUCCUGGGUUCUCUGGAAGGACAUACAAACAGGAGCUACCGAAACGGGGGAAAUGGUCUGUACAAUAUGUCAGGAGGAAUAUUCAGAAGCACCCAAUGAAAUGGUUAUAUGUGAUAAGUGUGGUCAAGGUUAUCAUCAGCUGUGUCAUACACCAAAUAUCGGUUCUAAUGUGAUAGAUUCAGAUGAUAAGUGGCUCUGCCGGCAGUGUGUCUUUGCAACAACAACGAAAAGAGGUGGUGCGCUUAAGAAAGGACCAAAUGCUAAAGCACUGCAAGUCAUGAAGCAAACAUUGCCUUACAAUGUAGCUGACCUUGAAUGGGAUGCAGGCCAUAAAACAAAUGCCCAACAGUGUUAUUGCUACUGUGGAGGUCCUGGAGACUGGUAUUUGAAGAUGCUGCAGUGCUGCAAAUGUAAGCAAUGGUUCCAUGAGGCUUGUGUGCAGUGCCUGCAAAAGCCAAUGCUGUAUGGCGACAGGUUUUAUACAUUCAUUUGUUCAGUUUGUAGUUCUGGACCAGAAUACCUCAAACGUUUACCCUUGCAGUGGGUAGAUAUAGCACAUCUAUGCCUUUACAACCUAAGUGUUAUUCAUAAAAAGAAAUAUUUUGAUUCAGAACUUGAACUCAUGACAUACAUUAAUGAAAAUUGGGAUCGACUCCACCCUGGUGAACUGGCAGACACACCAAAAUCUGAAAGAUAUGAACAUGUUCUGGAGGCAUUAAAUGAUUACAAGACCAUGUUUAUGUCUGGGAAGGAAAUAAAGAAGAAAAAACAUUUGUUCGGCUUAAGAAUUCGUGUUCCUCCUUGCCCACCAAAUGCUGCUUUUAAGGCUGAGAAAGAACCUGAGGGAACCUCUCAUGAGUUCAAAAUUAAAGGGAGAAAAUCAUCCAAGCCUAUGCCUGAUCAGAGGGAAGUUACUAAUGGUGUAGAAAGAAAGGGGAAGAAAAAAUCUGUAGGUCGUCCCCCUGGCCCAUAUACUAGAAAAAUGAUUCAAAGAAUGUCUGAGCCAUCUAUUUUGGAAAAAGAACCUGUUAUAGUGCCAGAAUCCCCUGUUUUGGAUUCUCCUAGCACUACUGGAAGAUCUGAUGGAACUGCACACUCAUCCAAUACCUCAGAUGUGGAAUCCACAGGUGCUGCCAGUACAAAAGAAACUACCUCAAACAGUAUUUCCAAGCAUUACAGUUUAUCUGAUUCUAGAAAAAGGACGCGAACAGGAAGAACUUGGCCCUCCACGAUACCACACUUAAGAAGAAGAGGACGUCUUCCACGAAAAGCACUCCAGAUUCAGAACCCAGAAAUUGUAAAAGAAGAUGAAGGCAAAGAUGACUAUCAAUAUGAUGAACUUAAUACAGAGAUUCUGAAUAAUUUGGCAGAUCAGGAAUUGCAGCUUAAUCAUCUCAAGAACUCUAUUACCAGUUACUUUGGUGCUGCAGGUAGGAUAGCUUGUGGUGAAAAAUACCGUGUUUUGGCCCGCCGGGUUACACUUGAUGGAAAAGUUCAGUAUCUUGUGGAAUGGGAAGGCGCAACUGCUUCCUGACUGUAGCGCUGAAUAUUAUUUCCUGCACGGCCCUUUAUCUAUUUAUAGGCAGAGUUUAUACAUUGGAGUGCAGAAGGGAACCUAAAAGGAUAUUUGUAAAGAUGAAAAAACCAAGUUAGCCUUAACACUUCUUGAACGGAACAAAUUUUUUAAUCACGUAAGAGGCCUGUAGACUAAAAAAAAAAUAAGGCUAGAUUCUUAAUGUGUUUAAAAUGAGGAUCUAGACUGUGUUGGGUUGGGAAUCUGGGAUUUCAUUUGCUUUAAAAUAUUCACAAGUCAAAAAAAAAAAAAGAAGAAGCCUUGUCUCUAGUGUACAUUCCAUGGGUAUGUCUUUUGUGAGUAGGGUCUAUUUUCUGUAAGUAGGACGAAUUUUGAAUAAGAUACUUGGAUCUUUUUCGUAUCCAGAAGUUUGCAAAAGACUUAUUUCUACUUUGGCAACCCUAGAUUUUUCAUACGGUGCAGUGUAUAUACUUCCUGCUGAGGACUGUAAAAUAUUAAAAUCUUCCAAGCAAAGUGUAUAAAAUAUAUAUUGAGCUUGUAAAUUGCUCUGUGACUAGACUUUGUUGUCUUUUUAAUAUAUUCUUUGCAUGUGUAAUGUAUACACAUACGUGUGCAUGUGUAUAUAUGUGUGAUUGUGACCUAUGCAAUAUAAAUUAUGGGAUUGGGCAGCUUUUGACUAUAUAUCCCAUAAUGUCUUUUAAUCAGGAAUAGUUGCAGUAUUUACACAGCAGCAUUUCUUCUCAGGCUACAUUGGGUGCUGUUGUUUGCCACAUACGAUAGAAUAUGUGUCAAAUGAGUGCUGGGUGUUGUGGCAGUAUGUGCAGUCAUUAAUGUCAUAAUGCUUUCAGAAAACAAUUCAGGCUGCAGUUCUACACAUGGGAGCCCAGUGGUUUGGAGUGCCUCUCAGGUUCACAUUAUCCUUCCCCUGUGCAAAUACCCACUCCUUUUGGAAAACUUUAUAUCGGUUGCAUCAGACCUAAAACCAAGGCUUAUUACAGUUGCCCCUACUUAAAAUGGUUCUGAGUGAAGGGGGAGAGAUUAAAAGUACAUGCUCUAGUUUUUCUUGCU
Messenger RNA from Protobothrops mucrosquamatus (brown spotted pit viper), 2985 nucleotides. RefSeq names its product metal response element binding transcription factor 2 (gene MTF2). The coding region runs from base 130 to 1917 and encodes 595 amino acids. Lineage: Eukaryota; Metazoa; Chordata; Lepidosauria; Squamata; Viperidae. Gene Ontology annotation, biological process: regulation of DNA-templated transcription; chromatin organization. Gene Ontology annotation, cellular component: nucleus. Gene Ontology annotation, molecular function: chromatin binding; DNA binding. The record is from RefSeq and is a predicted model, not a curated record. The transcript has 15 exons.